CAGGGCCGACACUACAAUUCCCAGCAGGCAGCGGAGCCGCAGACGGCGGCCGCGGAGGAGAGCGGGCAGAAGAAUUCUGCGCGCGCGGCGGCGAUGGAACGUUGAUAGAGUUCGCGGGUCUAGCUGCUGGGGGUAGGAGCCGCACGCAGUGCGCCGCCGCGCGCCAAAGCGGGAAUCCGGGAGGCGGGCACCUCUGCAAUUAAUGCACGCAUUUAAAACUCCCGAACCUGCGGACGCCAUGCACAGGAAACACCUCCAGGAGAUUCCCGACCAGAGUAGCAACGUUACCACCAGCUUCACGUGGGGAUGGGAUUGUAGCAAGACUUCUGAACUGCUUUCAGGCAUGGGGGUCUCCGCCCUGGAGAAGGAGGAGGUGGACAGUGAGAACAUCCCCCAGGAACUGCUUUCAAACCUGGGCCACCCGCAGAGCCCCCCACGAAAACGGCUGAAGAGCAAAGGGAAUGACAAGGACUUUGUGAUUGUCCGCAGACCUAAGCUAAAUCGAGAGAACUUUCCAGGUGUUUCAUGGGACUCCCUUCCAGACGAGCUGCUCUUAGGAAUCUUCUCCUGUCUGUGCCUCCCUGAACUUCUGAAAGUCUCCAGUGUUUGUAAGAGAUGGUAUCAUCUAGCGUUUGACGAGUCUCUCUGGCAGACCUUAGACCUCACGGGCAGAAACCUCCACCCAGAUGUGGUUGGUCGGCUGCUGUCUCGAGGGGUGGUUGCCUUCCGCUGCCCACGAUCGUUUAUGGACCAACCGUUUGUUGAACGUUUCAGCCCUUUUCGUGUACAGCACAUGGACCUGUCGAACUCGGUGAUCGAUGUGUCUACCCUCCACGGCCUUCUGUCUCAUUGCUCCAAGUUGCAGAAUCUCAGCCUAGAAGGCCUGCGGCUUUCGGAUCCCAUUGUCAAUAAUCUUGCUCAGAACACAAAUUUAGUGCGAUUAAACCUUUCUGGGUGUUCUGGAUUCUCUGAAUCUGCCCUGAAGACUUUGCUGAGCAGCUGUUGCAGAUUGGAUGAACUGAACCUCUCCUGGUGCUAUGAAUUCACUGAAAAGCAUGUGCAGGUGGCUGUCGCACACGUAUCAGAGACUGUCACCCAGCUGAAUCUCAGCGGGUACCGAAAGAAUCUGCAGAGAUCGGAUGUCUCUACUUUAGUUGGAAGAUGUCCCAGUCUUGUCCACCUAGACUUAAGCGAUAGUGUCAUGCUGAAAAGUGACUGCUUUCCGGAAUUUUUCCAGCUCAACUACCUCCAACACCUAUCACUCAGUCGGUGCUAUGACAUAAUACCUGAAACUUUACUUGAACUUGGAGAAAUUCCCACACUAAAAACACUACAAGUCUUUGGAAUCGUGCCAGACAGUACCCUUCAACUAUUAAAGGAAGCCCUUCCUCAUCUACAAAUUAAUUGUUCCCCUUUCACCACCAUCGCCAGGCCAACCACUGGCAACAAAAAGAACCAGGAGAUAUGGGGCAUCAGAUGCCGACUGACACUGCAGAAGCCCAGUUGUCUAUGAAGUAUCUAUUGCAGGAUGGUGUCUCCUCUUUUCUUUGAACAGGGAAAGUAGGCAGGAAGCCCAAUUGUGGAGAGCUCAGCUAUUUUUAUUCUUGGUUUUCUCUUGCCUUCAUUCUACAAGUAUAUUAGAGAACCGUUGGAGAGAGAAAACUAUGAAGUGUUGCUUUUGAAAAAUGACUAUGAAAGCUUUUAUCACUGCUAUAUCCUUAAGAGCCUAAGCUGUAUGCCUUUUGAAAUUUUAGGAGAGUGAGCCUAUAAUUUCAAGAUACCCUAAAGAGCAAAAUUUGAGCCACCUCUUCCAAGUGCCCUUCUUAUUAAAUCUAUUUAGAAUCAAGCUUAAAA
This is a messenger RNA of Eubalaena glacialis (North Atlantic right whale), 1854 nucleotides long. RefSeq names its product S-phase kinase associated protein 2 (gene SKP2). The transcript is spliced from 10 exons. The record is from RefSeq and is a predicted model, not a curated record. Gene Ontology annotation, molecular function: protein binding. Bases 203 to 1513 code for a protein of 436 amino acids. Lineage: Eukaryota; Metazoa; Chordata; Mammalia; Artiodactyla; Balaenidae.